Phascolarctos cinereus (koala) is the source of this 1402-nucleotide messenger RNA. The record is from RefSeq and is a predicted model, not a curated record. NCBI's taxonomy places the organism in Eukaryota, Metazoa, Chordata, Mammalia, Diprotodontia, Phascolarctidae.
UGAAAGAAGUAAGAAAGGACUGGCUGUGCUCUGAAUGGCUGUAAAACCUGAAUCCUGGGAGUUGCUCACACAGUACAGAUCUGAGCCCAUGUUGGCACAGGGAAACAGAGAACACCCAGGGAGGGACUCCAUACAAAGUGCCAUGGCUGCAACUCCCCCUCUGUGCCACCUGCCCCUGGCUGACAACCCCACUACCGUGGAGGACUUCACUGAGGGGGGCUCCAAAAUCAACGUGAGUAAGAACCAGUGGGAUGACAGUAAAAUGUUUAUUGGAGGGCUAAGCUGGAAUACAAGCAAGAAAGCUGUGACUGAAAACCUGUCUCAUUUUGCAGAGGCUGUAGACCACACAACUGAAACAGAUCCCAUCAUGGAAAGAUCAAGGGGAUUUGGAUUUGUGUUUUUCAAAUAUGUUGCCAGUAUCAAUAAGGUUCUGGAACUUAAAGAACACAAGCUGGAUGUCAAGCUGAUAGACCCCCAAAGGGCUAAAGAUUUAAAGGGAAAGGAGCCCCCACAAAAGGUAUAUGUUGGUGGGCUGAGCCCAGAUACAUCUGAAGAACAAAUCAAAGAAUAUUUUGGAGCAUUUGGAAAAAUUGAGAGUAUUGAACUUCCUAUGAACAUAAAAACAAAGGAAAGAAGAGGAUUCUGUUUUAUCACAUCUACAGAUGAAGAACCAAUAAAGAAAUUAUUAGAAAGCAGAUGUCAUCAGAUUGGUUCUGGGAAAUGUGAAAUCAAAGUUGCCCAACCCAAAGAGGUAUAUGGGCAGCAACAACAGAAAAUUGGGAAGGGAGCUACAGCUGCUGGAUGAGGUGGAACUGGGGGUCCUGGCUUUGGUCAACAAAGCACUUAUGGCAAAGAAUCCUGAGGGCGUGGUAAUAACCAAAACAAUUACCAAAUGUAUUAAAAGAGGACAUGGAGGAAAGAGGUGCAGAUGCUACAGCAAUUUAUCUUGCAAGAUGAUACACUGAAUGGAGAGUGGUCUUCUAUUGAUCUGAGAUGACAAUUUUGUAAAAGACUUGUAGUGUACAUGACACAGUUGUGUUCAAUUGUAUAUAAUGGCUGAUAUAGUUAUCUUGUUUUCACUUUGUUUCUUGCCAUCUGUGUUAUGACAGAUAUGGAUUUCUGUUUAUACAAAUUUAAUUUGUAUAACUUCAUGUUAAAUGAUUCUCAAAAAUAAAUUACUUGUGAUCAUUAAAAAAACCCCAAAAAACCCUAGAUAUGACGAGUAUCACUCAUUAAAAGCCCAGAGUAAGAGAUGACAUGGUGAGUUGUAGAUGGAAGCUGAAAUGCAAGAGCAUGGUUAGCAUGAAGAUGGCUGAUGGACGGCAGCUAGGACUAUAUACCCUAAGGACCACAGAAUUUCAGAGUUGAAAAGUAUCUUAGAGAACAACUAGGUGGUGCAGUG